AUUCCGUCGUCGGCAUGUCACGCCUAGACAUGAACAUGCAAGGUGACAGCAUGCAGCCGAUGAACGUAGUCAAGGCAGCCCGAGGCGGUAAGUGUGGGGUGAAUCAUGUCGUCGAGACCAAGCAUUUGCUGGUUCGAAUCCUCCCGUGUCCGCUCCGGGAUGGCAAGUUGCGCCGAAUGGUUGUCCCUUGUCGCCCGUGGCACACACUGCCCGGCAAUCACGUCGCGAUCCGGCUUACAGUCAUGCGUUUGGUGGGCUUGGCUGGCGCUCGCUCGUUUACGUCAUCGUGCGACGACUCGCCGCACGAUUGUUCCAACAGUGUGGGUUUGCCCAUGCAGUGCAUGGAUGCAUGCUUCCCAUGUCGUCCUGAAUGGCAGACACAUAUAGCUCGCGACAACAGCGACAUGAACGAGCGAGACAACGACGCCCCGAGCCCCUUGAGGGGGUUUGUGCUGAAGUUCAUUUGUGGCGCAGCAGUUGGCACCGCAUCUGCUUACGCCGUUAUGAGAGCAGCACUUGUCCUUGAAGGAGUUGUCUUGUGCGUCCACGUCGCAUCCGUUGUGAGGAUCCUUGGGCUGCAGUGGCACAUGGUUGAGACCGACUUGACGGUCAAGUACAUCGCCGACGAUCGCAUUCAGUGGCGCAAGCUUCGACACGAUGCGAUGGAAGCUCUUGGCAUGAACGAGUCGUCGAACCUCUUCCGCGCAUGUGAAAAAAUUCUCGCGCUACACGAGUGGCUCACGGCCAACUGGUAUUCCAGUACGUUUGUCCGACAUAACCACCAAGGCCCUCCCAACCACCACCUUUUUUCCAGUGGAGUUUGCCGCGGGCGUGAUGUUGUCGGACCAUUGGAUAUGAUGGUCAACCCUUCGCGGGCCCUCAUUUUCAGCAACCCGCCAGCGUUCCAUGCCAACGACGCCUUCGUCCUGCAACUGCGUCGACGUGCCGUUAAUGCGACCCACAGCAAUAGCACGACAUGCCCCGUCAACCUCUUGAGAGUCGUUUAGGCCCUAAAAUGUGCGCUCAAAUUCGAGUCGGCACGUGAACUUGG
Aphanomyces invadans is the source of this 1051-nucleotide messenger RNA. RefSeq lists its product as hypothetical. The transcript has 3 exons. The record is from RefSeq and is a predicted model, not a curated record. The coding region runs from base 15 to 1007 and encodes 330 amino acids. Lineage: Eukaryota; Oomycota; Saprolegniomycetes; Saprolegniales; Verrucalvaceae.